This is a messenger RNA of Adineta steineri, 2211 nucleotides long. Lineage: Eukaryota; Metazoa; Rotifera; Eurotatoria; Adinetida; Adinetidae. The record is from the annotation of a GenBank genome assembly.
AUGGACAAUAACAGUAACAAUAACCGAACAUCAGUUACUGCAAAUACGUCUUCCAAUACAAAUGCAAGUACAACAACAUCAACAACAACAACAACCAAUUCAUCGACACCAACAUCAUCAUCUGGUACAUCAUCAUCAAUUCGACAAAGUCAUAAACGAACAUUCUCAGAAUCUGAUUCAUCAUCACGAACAGAACGACAUUUAUGUUCAUUUUCACAUUUAUGGAUUAUAAAUUAUCUUUCAUCGUAUAUUGAUGAUUCAAAUUCUACAUGUCUUCAAUCGGAAUCAUUUUCACCUGUUAAUACACCUUAUUCCAAUACACGUUGGAGUUUAAAAUUAUAUCCACGUGGUUUAAAUGAAAAACAACAUACAAAUAAUAAUAUAGCUAUAUUUCUUAAAUAUAUUAGUGGAACAAUGCCAACAAUAAAAGCUAAAGCAGAAUUUAGUGUUGUUAGUCGAAAUAAUGAACUUGUUAUGUUACGUUCAACAAAUUUUCAUACAUUCUCAUCAGGAAAUGAUUGGGGUUAUUCAGAAUUUCUUGAUGGAAAUUAUUUAAAUUCUCGUCGUAAUGAUCUUAUAACAGAUGAUCGUCUUCGAGUCUAUGUUCGUGUUGUAUUAGUUGAUGAAAAAGAAACUGCAACAGGUGAUUUACUUCGUCAUCCACAUCCUGCACAUCAUCAUCAUCACCAUCAUCAUGCAUCAUCAAUUUUACCACCACCACCUCCACCUCCACCAUCAUCUCAACAUUCUGCUCAACAACAACAAACAAGUACGACACCAAAAACUCAAGCAUCAACAUCAUCAUCUUCGGCAUCAUCAUCAUCAGCAACAUCAAUGAAUAAUAUAAAUCCAUCAAGUACAUCAACAACAUCAUCAACAAUUAUAUCUGGUUUAUUUACAGAUGAUAAAGAACGUUUUAAAUCAUUAGAACUUCUAUCAAAUCAAAUCAAAACACUUUUAGAUGAUGAACGUUUUGCUGAUGUACAUAUACAUGUUAUACCUAAACAACAUACAAAUCAUUCACAACAACAACAGCAACCAAUUAUUGUUGAUGAUCAUAGGAAAUCCAACCGUAUAAAACAUCAAAGAACAUCUUUAAAACAACAACACCCAUCAUGUUCAUCUUGUCAUUGUACAUCAGAAAAAAAUAAGUCUCAUAGUACAACUAAUGAACCAAUAUCCGAUCAUCAUGAACAGUCAUCAUCAGUGAUUUGUAAAGAUUCUGAAUCGGAUAAUCUCGAUUCUCGUCAUUUAACAAAUCUCCCAACACAAAGUCAUGCAUCUCCUAUAUCUUCAUCGACAACUCCAACAACAACACGUCGAACAACUCGUUCAACAACGUCUUUACUUUCACGUAUUGCUCAAAGUUCAUCGUCAUUAACACCAUCAUCAUCUGACAUUAAUCUCUCAUCAUCAAAUUGUUCUUCAUCAUCUGCUGAAUUUUCCUCAUCAGAAUUAUGUUCAUCGUCUUCCAUAUUAUCUUUAUCAUCCAGUAUAAAACGUUGUUCAUGUAUUUGUCAUCAUCAAGAUAAUAGUGAACAAGAUCUCCAUAUAGAUAUUCAAUCAGCUCAUAUUAAAUAUUCAAAUAUAACACCAUUAGCGACAUUUCAUGCGCAUAAAGCUAUUCUAAUGUCUCGUUCAUCAUCAUUUGCAAGUCAAAUACGUAAUAAUACAACUUACAAUACAACAAAUUCUAAAUUACCAUCAAUUGAUUUAUAUAUCGAUGAUCUUGAUCCUUCAACUGUUCGUAUAAUGCUUGUCUAUAUUUAUACAGGUCGUUUAAUAACAUCAACUGACGAAAUCAAAGCCAAUUUAAAUGCUAUUGAUUUAUUUCGUGCUGCUGUUAAAUAUGAUUUAAAUGAAUUACGUCAAUUAGCAAAAUCAACUAUGUUAGAUGUCUUAAAAGUUGAUAAUGCUAUUGAAAUGCUUGAAGUUAGUGAUCAUGCAAAUGAUACAUCACUUAAACAACAAGUUUUAGCUUUUAUACGUUCAAAUGCAUCAGCUGUAUCAAAAACAAAUAAUUGGAUACAAUUUUCUAAACGUCAUCCAAGUUUAAUUAUUGAUGCAUUUCGUUCACUUGUUACACCACCAUCAACAACAAAUACAAAACAACAUAAUAAUAAUAAUACUACUAAUAAUAAUACUAAUAAUAAUAAUUUUCAUUCAACAUCAUUAACUACAACAAGUAAACAAUAUUCAAAAUAUGAUUAA